AUGGCUGACGUGAUGCAGAUGAGUACGAAGAACUUUCAUGAUACCACUCGCUUACCGCUAGUCCCACAGCUCCCAACCCAAAGACAGCAACGGAGGAGCCUUUCUUUGGCUUGGCCACAUUCAGUGUCGUUCCCAGACCUUUAAAGACGACCAAAAGAGAGGGAAAAAAAAAGUCAAUAUGCCAAAUGAAAACGUUAUAAUUGAAACUGUGGGGGAUGAACAAGGUAGAUGAUUCCAUAAUAUCAGUUCAAACUAUGAAGAUCAGACUCUGACGCACAAAUAAGUCUAUAAAUAUCCUCCUUUUUUCCUACUAAUUUACUCCAAACUGGACUAAGUUGGCAGUGCCUUCUGAAAAUCAUUUGAAUGAGUUACUCCAAUAUGUUUCAUUUUUCCAUAGAAGUAUCUUCUCUCAAGAAGGAUGAUUUACGGAGAAAAGAAUAAAAUGGAUUCGCAUUCUACUACAUAAGUACUAUAUAAGAACCUAUAUAGUGUUGCUUUAUGCUGACUCUGAAGAUGCACUAAAUGAUGCACAUUACGCGUAUUUUGAGAGAUCUGAUUUCAUUCUAUAACCUGUGAAAAAGAGAUCAAACCAGUAGGUCCUUAGAAUAAUACCUGUUGAUAUGCCACAACUGAGAAUGCAAACUUUGUCAAGAGGAGCAGCUGGAUUGAUCUUAGCGAGACAGCCCGAAUGCACAACCAUGUAUUCGCUGAAGGUUGAAGUGCCAAGAAAAUGGUAG
Messenger RNA from Spirodela intermedia, 737 nucleotides. The record is from the annotation of a GenBank genome assembly. NCBI's taxonomy places the organism in Eukaryota, Viridiplantae, Streptophyta, Magnoliopsida, Alismatales, Araceae.